Macrobrachium nipponense is the source of this 2070-nucleotide messenger RNA. RefSeq names its product lachesin-like. The transcript has 10 exons. Lineage: Eukaryota; Metazoa; Arthropoda; Malacostraca; Decapoda; Palaemonidae. Gene Ontology annotation, cellular component: neuron projection. The record is from RefSeq and is a predicted model, not a curated record. Bases 705 to 1835 code for a protein of 376 amino acids.
AAUCUGAAAUUCGAUGACAGCAAGUUCUGUCAAAUCGAGACUAACAUGCAUAUGAAUAUACAUUUUUUAAUCAACAUUAGAUAGUUUAAGAUGAUCCCAGGAUAAAAUAAUUUGUUUGGCAAUUGUGAUAUUCCUUUUUCACUUUAACUGGGGCUUUCUUUGGCACAGAUUGCGCAUUUUUAAAGCUUUCCUUCGAAUGUUAACAUGAAGAAAACGGUGGGCGCUUUGGCUACAAACGAAUUCCCUGAAAAAAGCACUAUAUUUUACCGAAGGCCGAACCGAAGCUCACUAUCCCUUGAAGUGUCACCAAGACAAGGACAGUGCGUUGUAACCAUUCCGGUAAUUAGCGGUGCGUCUCAGGUGUGUGGCGGGGACGCUUUAUAGUGCAAGGAAUACGUUUUUAUUUGCAUCACUCUCAGUUAACCAGUCUUCUAUUACAAAGCCAGUCUUGCAUCCAGUCUUGAGUGAGUGGCACAAGGUUACUUUUCAAAGCAGGAUUCAUUUGUCUAUGGCGGAAAUUUCGGACGAUCGGCCUCAACUCUUCGCCACCGACAUUCGUCCACCCGCAGCGGAACGUGACGGUCACCGAAGAUCAAGAAGUCACGCUUAAGUGUAGCGUCAACAAUGUGCACGGAUAUCAGAUAGCAUGGGUGCACGAGGAAACUCAAAAUAUCCUCUCCAUAGGGCGCACCUUGUACACACAAAUGCCCCGCCUAAGCCUCACCGCCGACCACAAGUCGGCAGCUUUGACCAUUUCGCCAGUUCGGGCCCAGGACCGUGGCUGGUACAUGUGCCAGGUUAACACCGAUCCGAUGACCUAUACCAGGAGCUACCUCCAAGUACUCGUGCCACCAGUUCUCACGGAAUGGUCAGGUUCCAGCGUCGAAGCCAGGGAGGGUGCUGCCGUGAGCCUCAUCUGCAGCGCUCGGGCAUACCCACCUGCCAAUACCACCUGGAGAAGAACGGACGCCGAGCCCAUCUUCGAAAAACCUCGCAUAGUUUGGGUCAUCGAAGGACCAGACCUCGUGUUCCCUUCAGUUCGUAGAGAGCACCACGCUGCUUACACCUGUCAUGUCACUAAUGGCGUUACCACGCCUGUCUCAAGAACUACUUACCUAACAGUUACUUAUGCCCCUCUGAUUUGGCUCGAGAGAGACAUGGUCGGGACGAAAGCUGGUGUGGACGCAACCCUGAACUGCACAAGCGAAGGCAACCCAACCCCGAGACACUCUUGGUCUGUCAAUUCGUCCAACAUCACGGAAAGCUCUAAAUACCACAUGGAAGAGGUUAAAAACGGCACACGAACGAAGUUCAUCCUGACAGUGAGGAACCCAGGACCAGGGGACUUCACCUUCUAUGGAUGCCAUGCUGUCAAUCCUACGGGAUACGCUAAAGGAACUAUCAAUCUGUUCGAAAUCAGAGAACAAGUUAUAUCUGUUCCUACGCAACCAGCAUGGCACACAACUACACCAGAGACCUUCUUCGAGCCCCAGGAGAUACCCAAAUCCCCACAGAUGCCCUCAGCAUCCUCGCCCAUCAACCACUCCUCCAAUAAGAUCCGAGUGGACACCCAGAGAAGGAAAAAUGUCGUCACGAACAGGCUCCCUCCUUCUCCCUCCGACGAGUACAAGUUAGGCGGCAAAGGCCAAGUUUAUCCUCCGAGGAUAGCGGAGACUCCUGUCGGACGCAACAGGACUUCCUUCAAGGAACUCUUCAAUUUCAUCCCGCUGAGCAACAGAUCUUGCGUGGGAUGCAUCUCAAUGUCGCCAUUCGUGUUCUUUUUCCUCACGUGUUUGGUUCGUAUCUUGGCUGCAGUCGACUGUGGGUUAAAGUAGUCAGUUUUGGCGGAGGAGGUAAUAAUGUCGUGUAGCUAGCUGAGCCGGAGACAGCAUUUUGAAUGACAAUCAGUCUUCAGUUUAACCUGAAAAUUGCUCGAAGUCUGCUUUACAAUGACUUGUGUGUGUAUGAGAGGUGUGUAUGCUGUCUUAUAUAUAUUUGUUUAUGUAAAUACACAGCAUACAUAACGUAGAUCAAUAUAAAAUGCAUAGGGAUCAUUACUUUGUAUACACA